Messenger RNA from Scleropages formosus (Asian bonytongue), 5810 nucleotides. It is a transcript of the gene myo1b, whose product is annotated as myosin IB. Gene Ontology annotation, cellular component: myosin complex; cytoplasm; brush border. Bases 164 to 3583 code for a protein of 1139 amino acids. The record is from RefSeq and is a predicted model, not a curated record. The transcript has 32 exons. Gene Ontology annotation, molecular function: ATP binding; microfilament motor activity; actin filament binding. NCBI's taxonomy places the organism in Eukaryota, Metazoa, Chordata, Actinopteri, Osteoglossiformes, Osteoglossidae. Gene Ontology annotation, biological process: actin filament-based movement; actin filament organization; endocytosis.
UUGAAGGUACACAGAGCCGCGUUCGCCUCCACGCGCGUUGCUUCCCACGGACACGGCAGCACAGGGAGCGCCGCGCGCAGAGAGCUCUGUCCCGGGAUUUUACCCAGUGUUCUUCACACAGCGCGCGCCGAGCGACGGAGGAGCCGCAGAGAGAGCGGGCACCAUGUCUAAGAUGGAGGCAAAGACAUCCCUGCUGGACAAUAUGAUCGGCGUGGGGGACAUGGUGCUGUUGGAGCCCCUCACCGAAGAGUCCUUCAUUAACAAUCUGAAGAAUCGCUUUGACCACAGUGAGAUCUACACCUACAUUGGCAGUGUAGUCAUCUCCUUGAACCCCUACAGGCCCCUGCCCAUCUACACAGCAGACAAGGUGGAGGAAUACCGCAACAGGAACUUCUACGAGCUGAGCCCACACAUCUACGCCCUGGCGGAUGAGGCCUACCGCUCCCUGAGAGACCAGGACAAGGACCAGUGCAUCCUCAUCACGGGAGAGAGCGGAGCUGGGAAAACAGAGGCCAGCAAGCUGGUGAUGUCAUAUGUGGCGGCAGUGUGUGGGAAAGGUCAGGAAGUGAAUAAAGUGAAGGAGCAGCUGCUACAGUCCAACCCCGUGUUGGAAGCUUUUGGGAACGCCAAAACCGUGAGGAACGACAACUCAUCUCGAUUUGGAAAGUACAUGGACAUUGAGUUUGACUUCAAGGGCGAUCCUUUGGGUGGCGUCAUCAGCAACUAUCUUCUGGAGAAGUCUCGAGUAGUGAAGCAGCCAAGGGGUGAAAGAAACUUCCACAUCUUCUACCAGCUGCUCUCAGGCGCCUCAGAGGACACCCUAAAGAAACUGAAGCUGGACAGGGACCUGAGCAAGUAUAACUACCUGAGCCUGGACUCGGCAGCAGUCAAUGGGUUGGAUGAUGCGGCAAACUUCCGUACUGUCAGAAAUGCCAUGCAGAUCGUGGGCUUCAUGGAGGAUGAAGUUCAGUCGGUGCUGGAGCUGGUGGCGGCCAUCCUGAAGCUGGGAAACAUUGAGUUCAAGCCGGAGUCGCGUGUCAAUGGCUUCGACGAGAGCCGAGUGAAGGACAAAAACGAUCUGAAGGAGAUGUGUGAACUGCUGGGAAUCGAGCAGUCGGCCCUGGAGAGGGCCUUCAGCUUCCGCACAGUGGAGGCCAGACUGGACAAGGUCUCCACCACCCUCAACGUGGCCCAGGCCUACUACGCCCGUGACGCUUUGGCCAAGAACCUGUACAGUCGUCUGUUCAGCUGGCUGGUGACCAGGAUCAACGAGAGUAUCAAGGCACAAACCAAAGUACGCAAGAAGGUGAUGGGAGUCCUGGACAUCUAUGGCUUUGAAAUUUUUGAGAAUGGAGAUAACAGCUUUGAGCAGUUCAUCAUCAACUACUGCAAUGAGAAGCUGCAGCAGAUAUUCAUUGAGCUCACGCUGCGGGAGGAGCAGGAGGAGUACGUCCGGGAGGGGAUCGAGUGGACCAACAUUGAAUACUUCAACAACGCCAUCAUCUGUGACCUCAUUGAGAAUAAUCAGAAUGGGAUCCUGGCCAUGCUGGAUGAGGAAUGUCUACGACCAGGCACGGUGACGGACGAGACCUUCCUGGACAAGCUGAACACCAUCUGUGCUGACCACCAGCACUUUGAGAGCCGCUUGAGCAAGAACUCAAAGUUCCUCACUGACCACACCCUGCCACACAAUUGCUUCCGCAUCCAACACUAUGCCGGCAAGGUGCUGUAUCGUGUGGAGGGCUUCGUGGACAAGAACAAUGACUUGCUAUACCGAGACCUCUCCCAGGUCAUGUUCAAGGCCAAUCACAGCCUGAUGAAGCUGCUCUUCCCUGAGGGCAACCCCAACAAAGUCAACCUGAAAAGGCCUCCCACUGCUGGCUUUCAGUUCCGGGCCUCGGUGGGGACCCUCAUGAAGAACCUGCUGACCAAGAACCCCAACUACAUCAGGUGCAUCAAGCCCAAUGACAAGAAGGCAGCACACAUCUUCACAGAAUCACUAGUGUGCCACCAGGUGCGCUACCUGGGACUGAUGGAGAAUGUGCGUGUGCGGCGUGCUGGCUACGCCUUCCGCCAGGCUUACGAGCCCUGUCUGGAACGCUACAAGAUGCUCUGCAAACAGACCUGGCCUCACUGGAAGGGCCCAGCCAGGGAGGGCGUGGAGGUGCUGCUGACAGACUUGCAGAUUCCGAACGAGGAGUUCUCCUAUGGACGAUCUAAGAUAUUCAUCAGGAACCCCAGAACGCUCUUCACCUUGGAGAACAAGAGGGCACAGUGCUUGGAAGACCUUGCCACCCUUAUCCAGAAGAUCUACCGUGGCUGGAAGCGCCGUACGGAGUUCCUGCUCAUGAAAAGGAGCCAGGUGGUGGUGGCCGCCUGGUACCGUAGAUAUGCGCAACAAAAGAAGUAUCAGCAGAUCAAGAGCUCAACCAUUGUGGUACAGUCCUUCAUCAGGGGGUGGAAGGCUCGCAAGAUCCUGCGUGAGCUGAAGUACCAGAAGCGAUGCCAGGAGGCGGUGACUACCAUCGCAGCGUACUGGCAUGGCACCCAGGCAAGGAUGGAACUACGCCGGCUAAAGACGGAAGCACGGAAUAGACAUGCUGUCUCAGUCAUUUGGGCCUCCUGGCUGGGGAUGAAGGCGCGCAGGGAGCUGAGACGACUGAAAGAGGAGGCGAGGCGAAGGCACGCUGUUGCUGUAAUUUGGGCCUAUUGGCUCGGACUCAAGGUCCGCCGUGAAUACAGGAAGUUCUUCAGAGCUAAUGCUGGCAAAAAGAUCUACGAAUUCACCAUUCAAAGAAUUAUGCAGAAGUACUUUCUGGAGCUGAAGAAGACCUUGCCCUCCAUGUCACCCAUCGAUAAAAGCUGGCCAGCCCGACCGUACCUGUUCUUGGAAGGAGCACACACAGAGCUCAGAAGGAUCUUCCAUCUGUGGAGGUGCAAAAAAUACAGGGAGCAGUUCACUGAACAGAAGAAAGCCAUCUUUGAGGAGAAAUUGGAAGCUAGUGAGAUCUUCAAAGAUAAGAAGACCCUGUACCCCAGCAGCGUUGGCCAGCCAUUCAAAGGUGACUACCUGGAGAUGAAAACAAACCCCAGGUACCAGAAGCUCAACAACCUCGUGGAGGAGAAGGUCAUCCUUGCCGACAUCGUCAACAAAAUCAACAGGGCCAACGGCAAGGGGGCUCCACGGGUCUUCCUCUUGACCAAGAUCAACCUGGUUCUCGCCGACCACAAGACAGGCCAGAUGAAGGCCAGCGUGCCUCUCUCGGACCUCACCGGCGUGUCUGUCAGCAGUCAGAGCGACGGCUUCUUCGCCCUCCGGCUGAAGGAGGGCUCCGCUUCAGCAGCAAAGGGUGACUUCCUUUUGAGCAGCGAGCGACUGAUUGAGAUCAUCACCAAGCUGCACCGCAUCAAGACCAGCUCCGGCGAGCAGAUCAACAUCGACAUCUCGGACGAGUUUCUGGUGCAGUUCAAGCAGGACAAAGUGUGCGUCAAGUUCCUUCAGGGUGGCCCAAAGAAUGGAAACAGCGCCACCUGUAAGCGCAAGAACAAUCGCCUGCUGGAGGUGUCUGUGCCAUCGCCAUAGAGACACACCCUUGGUGCCAGCGCUGGGACUGUUUGCCUCCCGUUCCCUUUCAUCCCCCCCAACCCCACCCCAGUGCCCCUUGCCGCUCAAUCCCAGCCCCCUGAUAACUGUGCAAUUUUUUUGCUUUUUUUUUUUCCUGUAUUUAAAAUCAUUAUGUCAUUAUUUUAUCUCGUUGUGCACAACCACACUGUAGAGAGGGAAAAACCCCACCACAACACCAGCUAGACUGGGGAGGGGGGUCAUCCUUUCACAAACACACAGGAAGAAAAAAAUACUGCUCUUAAAUCAGGGGUUGAUGGGUGCGAAAAGCAUCUUCCUCUUUUCGGAGUGCAUGAUGGUGAUGAUGGUGACGACUAUGAGGAUGACAAUGGUGGUUUUAAUUAACAAUCUGUUAGAUGCUGACAGAGCUUAUAUGAUUCACCUAGCAAACUGUACCAGACGUGCUGCACUCUGGGGGUCUGUCACGGCGAGCACCUUUCACCCGCGCCCUCCUCGGCGGGUUUUCGCAGGGAAGUUACUCUAUUCACUCCCGAAGUCAGCAGCACGUAGGAGCACCGAUUGAGAAUGUUGAGCAUCCAGGACGAUCUGAUGAAGAGGUUCCAAGCCUGAAUGAUCGGCCUUGCGCUCACCCAGGUGGGGUAAAAGAGUAUUUUAUGUAUUUUAUACCAUUUGAUCGCACGUGGUCAAGCAUUCAAACUGGUCACGGUGCUGACAGGUGUCCACGCAGUUAUCAAGUUCGUCAGAAACUGCAAAAUCGCGAUCGUCGAGUCCAAUACCAGGAACUCUGACAUCUGCUGAUGGUUGGCGUCCGUCCUAUCCCCAGCUGAGGUCUUGGCACAUCGCGAGGGAAGUGGACGGAGAGCCUCUCUCAUUUCAUUAUCCAGAGCCAAUGCCAAGACAGCCAAGAUCCUUCUUCAUACAGAACGUGUUGGAGCGCUGCACAUUUCACAUGCGGGUGGUGUCGCUUUGGAGGCCUGCUGCACCGGCAUGCGUUUCCCGCACGUGGUUUCCGUCAGCCGCGAGCGACUCCGCUACAUCGCUCCCGCUUGUUAGUCACUCUCCUCGAGCCUUUCUAGCGGGGAGGAGAAGCGAAUCACAAGUGUCGGAGAGCUGCGUUUUUGCUCUACGGGAGGAAUACUGCCCUCUUGGUAAUGGUUGAGCGUACAGCUUCGGCACCUUCUGUUUCCUGUGGCAGGAAGUGAGGUCUUUCUAAAGGGUUUCCGCCGAUGAGUGAGGAUUUUACAGCUGCCGUUGAACAGAAGGGAGUGAGGUGGACAGUGUGUGGACGGGGGUGGGGGAAUGGGUCCUGUUGGGGAAGAUCAAAAGUGAUCAUGGCUGGACUCCGGGCAUCGGUGCCGCACGCACCUCCCAGACCCGGAGGGGGAUGUGGCGGAGCGGUUCCAGGCCCCAGGAGCGGUUCGACCACACAUUAACUAACGAUGCUUGUCGAGUGCCGGUGUCCCAGUGCUCGGCGGUAACUAAUUCGGGCUGUAGUGCGAUGCCCUUCCUGUCGCUCUGUCUCUGAGCUCAUCAAAUUCAGAGAACCGAUAUGUUUUCGCUACAGAAUGUCGGAGCCCUUUUAUUUUUAGCCCGACCCUGCAAGCUGAUAAGGGGGGGGGCACAAUGUUUGCCUUGGGUUUGACCCAAGAUCUUUGAGUGCUUCGCCCAGUACCCUUGUUCUGGCCUUGUAGGCACACACCUCUCUCACACACAGGACAUAAAGCAUCACUAUUGCGACACUUCAGUGGUCCGUUCCAGGAUAUUCGUUCUUCUCAAUGUUCCGCGUUCUUCUCUUACGGACCUUCGAAGAAGUGGAGCAAGUCGUCACACGAUAUCAGAGAGAUAGAAAGUAAAGCCCUACGGAUGCUGACGACCUGCCGCUUCCCUCACUACUGCACCUCAGUUUUGUGUUUUCUUCUUCACGUUACUGUAAUUUAGCUAACUGGUCCAUUUGGGAGAAUUUUUUUCUUUUUUUCCUUCUUCUUUCCGGGAGAUUUACGAUGGGUACUGAGCUGAUCGUAGGCAGCCUUUUAGCUUUUUGGUACCAAACGGAAACUACAGUGCAGUAUGCUUUUUUUCUUUGUGUAUGUAUUUCAGUAUAAAAAAAAAAAUCAAAUGUUUGCAUUCUUGUUGUGUGCCUAAUGUAAUCAGUACUACAAACAGAACGUCAGUGUAAUAAAUUGCAAUUAAUCUUUUUUCUUUUCAAUUAAAGCAGGAAAUAAAUGAU